CCCACUUCAACCUUUUCUUCUUUCAACGUGUACGCCUGGAAGCUCACCUACGUCUUCAGGUAUCGCCAUGGGUUCACUCGUAGAUGUGUACAACCAUCUGGUUUUACCGCCUAAACUUCCGAAAGCGCAGGAUGUGGACAGUAAACGCUCAUGCGAGGACGUCCUCGCCCGACUCAUUCACGCCACCACGACCAUCAGCAAACUUUUUGGACAGGAACAGGCACCUACAUGGAAUGCGGUCCGUCAGUCUCUUCAUCGUUGUGAAUCUCUUCAUGUGUGGGACCGCCUCGAAAAGAAGUCACUCAUUUCAGAGUUUCGACAACUCAAACACGAUCAACCUCUUUUCCUCUACAUCGCAGAACAGAAUGCCGCUCUCAUUAUUCGACGCGAUAUCAGCGCCAGAACAGAUGUUGUAAUCUUCGAGGCCUUUGAGACAUCGCCGCCUUCUGCCGAGGUGCUUGCCAGCGAGGGCGCCCUCGUCUGGGACUUUCCCGACUGCGCGGCCCAGAUAGCACUUGUGGAAUUCCAGAAGACAUCAUUCCAGGACGCUUUGGCCGACUUCUUGGAAAAAGGCAGCAUGGAGCCUUUGAGACGCUUUCAGGCACAUACGACGAAGGCGCAAACCUCAAUCGUUGAGUCGCGUGACACUGCGAGUCCGGCGCUUGUGACCCAUCUCCUAAUCCCAUUGCUCGAAUCUAUCGGGUCCCCAAUCGGCGCCAACGUUCCUAGAAUAAGGAAACGAGUACGAGAUGAUGUGAACAUUGAAGCUACGGAAUUUCCAUGGCGGAGAUUGCCUUUCUGGCUCGUACUCCGCGUCUGUACCCAACGACAACUUCAGCUGUCUCUCGGGAAUGAAGCUGGUAGAGCUUGUUACAAAUUCCUUAUCAUCACCAUGCUCAUAGAGCUUCUGAACGAGUGUGCUAGCCAGCUGGCGCCUGAGUUGACGAUGACGUUGAGAGCCAAGAUUUGUCGCCGCCUCGCGAAGCUCGAGCAAGAGAAGGGUAACUCACCUGCCGUACACGACCAUUUUUUCACAGUUGCUGGUCCAUUCUUCAAAGAGAGUAUCACACGAGUUACAAAGCUGGUAGAGCUAGCUUGGGAUAAAUUCAAGCGGGAAACAACACGACCUAUUCCCCAACUCUCAACACGGGCCGACCAGCAAGCGCAAUACCUUUCUCUCCCCAAUAGUAGAGCAUACCUUCAAGCUGUGUUGAGUUUGCCACGCAUACAGAAGAAUGCCCGACUAUCGUUCAGACUUCCACAACUGCAUGAUAGCACAAUUGAGCAGGUUGAGCAGUUCACAGAUAUGUAUUUCCAAUUGGCGGAGUUGGAGAACAAAAUUGAGGCAAAAGAACAACCCAAAUUUACGACAACAUCGCCGCUAGAAUCACGUUGUAUAAAGCUAGCCGAAGCGAUAUUCGAUUUAUUCGAGGCUGUUGGAAUGGCUUAUGAUUGCGAUCCCAGGCAGACGUCUAUAUUUAUCUUGAAUCUCUUCACGAUCUGGGUGCGACUGGACAAGUACAUGAUCAAAACUUGCCCUUUGCUGCUUGACUAUCACCCUGUAUUCACCCCGGAGCUUUUGGACGCAUUACAUCUUCCGACUGCUCCAGAGAUGCAGCGACUUCAUGACAUCCAGAAGUAUCUCGAGGGUAGACGCAAGAGGUGCGAGCGACAGACCACGAUAUUUUCCGAGCCCGAAAAUCAUAGCUUCACGGUGAAAUACGUCGAGAAGUCAGUAACAAUGCAAGGACUUCUUCGACAGAUCCAGGAGGCUUCUGAGACCUCACGACAAGCAAAGGCGAUAGAGCUGGACAAAUGGUGGCAAGGUUAUGACGAUCACUCUCUGAGUAUCUCUGGGGGCACCUGUACUUGCAAGUUCAUGCACGAUGGUUCGCGAGAUGUCCGGGGUUGUACCAAAUGCUGGCACUGGCGCUCUCGGAAUCGCAUGGAAAUCUACGCCCACGAGGAUUUUCUCCCCAAGGAUGCAGUGAAAGCGGCAGCAGUUGUAUUCGAGUUGGGUGUACCGAGUUCUUUCGCUGCGUACCGCAACGCGACCUGGAAGAUACUAGGACUUGCUUACCCUGCCAAACCUACAUCUCAGUCGCCCGUUAAGUUAUUGAAGGAUUACAAACCGCUUGCAGCAUAUGGGCAGAGGUCCUCGAAUGGAGUCACGAUUGCAUCGACGUCUAAAUCCUUUCGUAACACCCACUAUAAGGUUGCUAAAAAGAGGAUGAAAGCCUCGGAGUCUGAUGUUCUCUACCCUAACGGGCUGACGUUCUUCUAUUUCGACAUGGCCACGGACACAUGGGUCAAGGACUUCGACCAGCCGUUGACUUUCCAGCACCUUUGUGAGGUACAUAUUCCGCUAGGGCUUCGAGAUUCAGUCAUUCCGAAGUCGAUACACCCACCCACUGAAAUACGUGGGCCGUCUUCAUACGAGAUUGUCGCCUCAGAAACGAAAUGUCCACCUAGCAUGUCUAUUCAUGAAUUCACAGCCUACCAGCGAUUGCUUUCAGGUAAGACGCGUCGAUGGCUCACCAUGUUGGUAGAGUUGGGGGCAUCGGAUGUGAACUUCAGCAGCGAGAGCACGAUGCACAUGUUCAAUCACCUCGCCACACAGGCUGGACCAGCACGACACGAGUCUGACCUCUUUCGGGACGUUCAUGGAGUUUUCAAGGAUACAUCAUUCUGUAACCGCUUGGCCGAACAGAUUGGAAAUCGUCUACGCAAUAUAACGUCCAAUUGGCGUGAGGUUCACUGCAUGGAAGUACUGAUAACGCUCAGUCUGCGGCUUUUCACCUUGGCCUCAUCCAAGACGCUGGCUAAGGCCCUUCUGAUGGAAUCACGCGUCAUUACCUUGAAUUGGAUUACGCGUCUCCGGGUCGACGUGAGAAGUGCCACAGAAACGUCUGUGGCGGAGACUGCCGCUAAAUAUGCUUUCUGGGCUGCACUGCUUUGCCGGAGGACAUUUUCCAACUUUGCAGAAUCGGAUCAGACAAUACCACGAGAUGAUCUUUCAACAUUCGUUCAAGCCUCGCUAGCUCUCCAAGAGAACCUCCUUGUUGAUCUGGCCAAGCUACCACCAGCCCUCAAAAGCAUGUUGAUUCGGGACACGAAAAUGGCUUAUAGCCUCCAAUCACUUCUACUACGGUCGAUCAAGGCAUCCCCUACGAGUAUUGGUAUUGCCAUCAAUGCAUCUUGGUCAGAAUCAGGAAAUACUGCUGGAAAAUUAUUUGAUGAAUGGCAGGACCUCCCAUCUCCACAUGAUCGAUGGGUUGCGUCAACCAUGACGGCUUCUACGAAGACUUUAGCAAACCCACAAGUCGUUCACUACAACUUCAUCGAAGGACACUUGCUCAUUGAUGGCAAGCCCUUGGGAAGGCUGCCUCGGGAUAUUCGAGAAUCGGAAGAAGUGAAGAAGCUGUUCGGUAACCAACAUCUUCUGACAUUCCCGUCUGCGGAAUAUGGAAUGUCCUACGUAAUGGCACAGCGAAUGAACAACCACGAGAUUCACUUUGGGAUUCGUAAUGGGAAGGUUAUUGUGCGCGCCUAUAGUCGAGAUGGCCUCUUGGAAUACAUUCCGCACCACCUGUUUUCCGGACCCGAUACCGUUGACCUACCCUGCAGUCUUGUCUCCAACUGUGCGCACUGGUUGAACCUGGAUACUAAAUGCAUUGAAGUCCGACGUAAACCAGUAAUAUGGAAGACGAGGGCAAAUGACUGGAUUAUUGAUGUUGUAAAUCGACGAGGCCAUCGGAGCAACCGUACAUGUUUGGUUGACCCUAAUUCCGACCUCUUCAAGCAAAUUGCAGACAUCUUCCGCCAUUUCGAGCACCCUCACAAGAUCACAGUCUUUCAGCCCGUACACAUAAAUGGGAAGUUGUCUGUUGAGCUGCGCCAUCUGGAACUAUCGUUCUUCGUCAAUUCAAAAGGGCUUCUUGAAUGUCGGGAAUUAGCAGAAGAGAUUGAUCCUGACCAGGACGCUGGCACACUGUACGGGUUUGAGAGCAAGAUUGUACUCCGUGACAUUGCGGACAAUAAACGCCGAAGCAUCAUCACUCCAUGCGGAAGAAUUUUUACCAAGCGUCGUGGGAUGCACGUUGCCGUCCGGGCAGCUGGUAGCACCGAGUAUGCGAGAUUCGAAGUUGACGAUGUCCUUGGACGAUUAACAUGCCCUUCCGAGCCGCGACUUUUAUAUGCGAAGGCGCAGUUCCACGCUUUUACGUCUUUUGUCAUACCGGAUCCAUUGACGGGACGCACCGGCACCGAAGAAGCCUUGCAUAUUUUACAAUCGAGUUAUUGUCAACCAUGGACACCAUUGAAUGAUAGGCCCGUCAACAUUCUCAAAACUCUUUCAGAGAUAAGUCCAGGACGAGAGUACUAUCCUAAGAACAAGAAGACAUUACAGACCGUUCUUUGGAAUGCAAGUCUGACGAUGGCCAUCCAACACGAUGCAUAUGAGGUCCUCGUGCGAAAGAUCCUCGACAAGUCCGACCGGCUUCGCGUGUUUUCUCUGAAUGACGAGGAAGAUAUUCAUGUCAGCACCUACACCUCGACCCACCUUCGCAAGCGCGGUAUCGCGCAACGUCGUCUUUACGAGCGCGAUGUUUUCGGCACAUCGGAGGAUAUUGCCCGAGAUAAAGUGUACAAGUCUCGAGGCCAACAAGCCAAUUCAGCCCAAGCGGAGAAGGUUUAUCAAAUCGCAAAGCUGCUCCAAAUCAAACCAUUCUGCAUCCACACCACUCGAAACCUGUCCGAAAUUAUGCAGGAUUGGCCGCUGAUUGGUGGAUUUCACGACACAAGCGAGAACAUGGCCGCCAGCCUGAGCGAUGUGAUCGAGCGAAAUAUCGACGAGCAAUGGGGCCAUCUUGUUAACACUUGCCGGAUCUCUAGUCCUGAAGACUUACACAGUUUGAUGUUCCGGUUAAGUCUUAUGUCAUUGAACUCUGCAACGGACAUGAACGCUAUCAAAUGUCUAGCUGCUUUUACAUCUUUACCAGCGUUAAAGACAUUGGUGCCGCCCUCCGGUUCGUCAUUCAACCAAUUUAAGCGGAACGAAUCUCCGACUGUACAUUCCAUUUCCCGUACCAUCUCUGUCGAUCUGCCGGAGAAGCUAAAGCGGAUUAAUAAGGCCCAAGAGGAGCACAGAGUUGCAUGCGUGGCUGAGGGGAAGCGACUAGCACGACACUUCCUUGAUCAAUGGCCAAACGAAGAAAUCUUCUUGGGUGGGUUCAAAUCGGAUAUUAUCGAUACAGGGCUCGCGAUGGAACGAGUGGUCCCGGAGUGGCGCCGUUUGCAUUCGAAUUUGGCACUCUCCGAAUUCGUUAAACAGUUUGAGGAUAUCCUGGAGCAUCACAAGGGACCUAGCGAUACUUCUGUGCCUAAGGCAUGGAAUUGGAUACAGAAGUCGGUUGGUUCGCCUGCCCGCGGACCGGUCAUUCCAACCAUAUCGAAAGGUCUCCUUACGAAACCCCUUGCGUCUCCCUUGGACGAAAUUGCUUGCAAGGUGAUGAUGCACGAUGGCAUCGGUAAUUCUCCAUCCAAGGAACGUUCAGAUACAAAGACUCCAUCCAAGGAGGCGGCUGCACUACGGCAUAUUCUCUCCUCUUUCACAGCAUCGUCGAAUGCUCUCCGCCAACAAUAUGGCCGCGACCUCGAGGCGAGUCUUAGAGCUCUUGAAAAGAACAACAAUCAGAUCAAAGCUACACAUCUUGUGCCAAGCAUCGUAAGCACUGCGAGAAAAAUCCAGACCCUUUCCGCUAUGAAAACCGCCCAUUUUAUCCAAAUUCGUAACGCUUUGUCUUUCGACGACGACCGCUUCCAAUGGCUUGACCUCGGAAAUCUCUGGCCAUGCAAUACUUCAAUGUCGAUUUUAGAGCAGCUGCGCUCAAGCGCCGAUAACCACUUUGGGAGCUCUGUUAAGGAAGCGAUUGUUUCGCAUGGUGUUCUGGUUACGAUGUUGCAGCGACUUGUGCGAAUCCGGAAUGCUAUGUAUCAUGCAAAGACAACUCGAUUACAAGAAGAACUAGGAAACUCAGGCCAUGAGAACUGGAAGCCACUCGAUUACCCUGAUUGGCUUCUCUUAGAAAUUGACAGUGAUAUCCUAAUUCGACAAGAGCAGAUUGACGUGGCGCAUGCAAUCAUUGCUCCCGAGUCACGGGAGAACACGGUACUGCAAUUGAACAUGGGUAAAGGAAAAACAUCUUGCAUUGUACCUAUGGCAAUGGCAAUUCUCGGGGACGGAAACCAACUGUCACGUCUCCUCGUGCCAAAACCAUUGCUCUUACCAACGGCUCAGAUGAUCCAGUCGCGACUUGGCGGUUUAGUGGGCCGAGAGAUACAGCAUCUUCCCUUUUCUCGGCGUACCAAGCUCAAUCCAGGAACACUUCAGCUCUACAGGGAACUUCACCAAGCAAUGCUUGACCGUCGCGGCGUUGUCUUGAAUGCGCCUGAGCAUGUUCUGUCUUAUAAGCUCGGCGGUCUUCAAUAUCUUACUGGCCCUGACCUAAAUACCGCACGCGAAAUGAUUGAUUUCCAGACAUGGCUCAAUGCGACUUGUCGGGAUGUUCUGGACGAGUCCGACGUUUCUUUGGCUGUAAAAACUCAGCUGAUCUAUCCAAGUGGCAAGCAAACCACCGUUGAUGGACACCCGCACCGCUGGCAAGUCGCACAAUCACUUCUAUCACUUGUGAAGGACCACCUCCCCGAACUACGACGCAGAUUUCCACGAAGCAUUGAGAUUAUUGAGCGAAGUAACGGAUACCCGAUGAUGUACAUCCUUCAACCGGACGUGGAGGAAGAUCUUCACCGGCGAAUCGUCGAUGAGAUUUGUACUGGAAGAACAACAUUUCUUCGCUUCGCAGAACCCACAUCACCCAGACACCAUGCCGAGAUCCGUAAAGUGCUCUUGGAUGCUGACCUUAGCAACAAGCUAUUCAUACGCGUGACCGGGUUGUUUGCCGACAAGAAUGUGGCUUCGAAAACGCUGCUCCUUGUCCGAGGCCUACUGCGCAAUCGGAUCCUUCUCCUUUGCUUGAAAAAACGCUGGAAUGUACAAUAUGGCCUGCAUCCAAGCAGAGAUCCGAUCGCAGUUCCCUUCGAGGCUAAGGGAGUGCCUUCUGAACAAGCUGAGUUUGGUCAUCCUGAUGCUGCUAUUAUAUUCACCUGCUUGGCUUUCUACUACUCCGGCCUCAAUCAAGCUCAGUUUAGCGAAGCUCUUCGUCACAUCCUAGCAUCACACGAUCCUUCUAGUGAGUACGACAGGUGGACUAGCAGUUGCGAUACACUUCCGGAAGCAUUAUAUCAUUGGAACGUCAUCAACGUCGACGAUCAAGGUCAAAUCGAAGAACUUUGGAAGCAUCUUCGAACUAGUAGGAGUGUGCUCGAUCACUACAUGAACCACUUCGUUUUUCCCGCGCAUGCAAAACAGUUCGGUAUCAAGCUGCAGGCUUCGGGAUGGGAUCUACCUCUAUUUUCAAAGAUAGAGUCUAGCGAUGAUACAGCCACAAGCGCGAGGACAACUGGAUUCAGUGGCACCAAUGACAACAAAAUGAUGCUGCCACUCACCAUCCGACAAGACGACCUCCCCAGCUUGCACCAAACCAAUGCGGAAGUCCUCACUUACCUACUGCAAGACCGAAAUAGAACAUAUCACCUUGCAGCUCGAGGAGGUAAGCGGUUAUCAGAAAAGAAACUCCUCGAGGAGCUCAAGGAGAAGAAGAUCCGUGUCCUCAUCGACGCUGGUGCCUAUAUUCUCGAAAUGGACAACGAGGCUUUGGUCACAGCGUGGCUAGAAAUUGACUCUGAACCACAGGCAGCGGUGUUCUUUGGCGCCGACAACCGAGCCUGGGUUCGAUAUCGCGGAAUGAAAGCGCGUGUGCCCUUACUAGCCACUCCAUUUGUCGAUCAUUUGGAGAAAUGUCUCGUAUAUCUCGAUGAAGCGCAUACGCGUGGUAUAGAUUUGAAACUUCCCACACAUGCGCGAGGUGCUCUGACACUGGCCCUUGGACAAACCAAGGACCAUACAGUUCAAGCUGCCAUGCGCCUCCGACAACUCGCAACCACUCAAUCUCUCUGCUUCUUCGCCUUCCCCGAAACCCACCAGUCUAUUCUCGACGUAUGCAAGAUGCAUGACAGGGACAGAAUCGACUCAUCUCAUGUCGUGCAUUGGCUUCUAGAGCAGACGUGCCGCGCAAACGAACAGCUCCAAAAUCUAUACAUUUCCCAAGGCGCCGACUUCUGCAAUCGCACGACGGCGGAAUGGGAGAAUGCGGCUUUUCUCUCUGAUACACAGCAAAGGGGUGUUUAUGUCAAGGUACUCCAACAUGCCGAGCAGAAGACACUGGAGCAACUAUACGGAAGCCAUGUGGAAAAUACCCCGCCUCCAUCUUCUCCAAAGACCAUGUUUCCGCAAAUCCAGGCCUUCGAGGACAAACUCAACAACCUACGUCGAGCCGCUGCCAAAAACGCUCACGUUCUGCAUUCGUCCACUCUGGAAGAAGUCGAGCAAGAGCGCGAAGUCGAGUUUCAGGUUGAGGAAGUGCGUGAAGUGCAACGGCCCUUACACUAUAAAGCCCACAAAUUUCCCGGACUUCACCCUGUCAUCGAUAAGUUUGCUCGCACAGGCAUUUUGAACGGAGGAGUGGGAUAUGAACAUGUAUUCGAUGCUGUGUCACGCACGUCCUUAGGCCAGAGGUAUGGUGUUGCGGGUACAGAUUCACAGUUGUUUGUUUCGGCGGAGUUCAUGAGAACGAUCAAGACGCGUGAGCUUGGGCCCAUCGACAACUUUAUGCGUCCCAUCGAGUGGGUUAUCUACCACCCCACCACCUCUACCGCCGUCGUAGUUAUCGCCGAAGAAGCGGAAGACUUGAUCUCUACACUCCGCAACCAGACAUCCCCUAAAGUCCACUUGCUCACGUACUCGGCCCCUAUCACGAAAAAAAUGCUCCAAUUUAGCGGGCUGAAGUACUACGCUCUACCCGCACUCCCGCGUGGGCAUUCGAUUCCGCACUGGCUUACGAUUGAGCUGGGAAUCUUUGCAGGACGUCUGUACAUGGAUUUCGAUGAGUGUGCGCCCCUGGUAGAGUACAUCGAGAACGCCUGCAUCAGCAAAAAGCAAUCAGGUGCGCCGGCGACGAUGAUACCCUUCCUUCUUGAGUGGCUUUGUCUCCGUCGCAAAGGUCAAGACAUUAUGCACACGCCUAUCGGCUACGCGUGUCAGGGCCGUCCGCUUCAUAGCGGGCAUGCCUUUUUCGUGACACACCGUGUUAACGAUAAUGGCAUUGUCCAGUCGUAUCGCACUAAUAAGACUGUUGGCGGAACGGAUGAAGAGGAGGACGAGGAGGAUGAGUGGGAUGUUGUUGACGAGAAUGAGCUCGUCUAGAGAACAGGGUUGAGAAGGGUUGGUCUGUGAAAUAUCAGCGCUGUCGUUGGUAAGAUAUAUCUGACUUGGACUGAUGGGUACAAUCCCAGAGCAGUCUCGAAGCGUUGUAUAUGUAGUUUCUGCAUACUGAAGAUCGACCUUUCCGUCAGUGUUCACCAUUAACCACAGAAACACAUACUUUGCAUAGAAAACGAC
Molecule: messenger RNA, 9577 nt
Organism: Cucurbitaria berberidis CBS 394.84
Lineage: Eukaryota; Fungi; Ascomycota; Dothideomycetes; Pleosporales; Cucurbitariaceae
Exons: 5
Coding region: 68-9382 (3104 amino acids)
Source: RefSeq, a predicted model, not a curated record